AUGGUGGCUGAGACAAACCGCUAUGCUGAGGCGUUAGCUUCCACCGAGCUAGCGAGUCACUCUCGUUUACGUGACUAUAAACCCAUUGAUCGCUCUGGGAUGGAGGCGUUUUUGGCCAUUCAGAUCAGCAUGGGGCCUUCAACUCACGAUCGCUGUCUGGGUAUUGGCCAUAGUUCAGUUGUUGGCUUGCUAAGGGAAGCCAAGCUUUUGGGGAAGGGACACAGUCUCUAUACUGACAGCUACUACACCUCCCCCGCUCUUUUCCAAGAGCUCCACCGGCAAAACACCGGCGCGUGUGGAACUGUUCGUGUGAACAGGAAAGGCAUGCCCCCUCAACUCCAUGGUCUGAAAUUGUGGCCUUCAGAACCCCCUGUGUUUUUUGAAAAACGUCCACUUUUAACUGCGUCUUUUCGUGAUGAUGGUACAGUCACCGUCCUCUCCACAGUGCACGACAAUCUCGUUAUCACCAAACGAGUGCGUAGAAAAGGGCCUGAUGGCUACAGAACUUUGCGCAAGCCAAAGAGCGUGGAGGACUACAACCGCUUUAUGGGAGGGGUAGAUCGCGGAGACCAGCUAUGCUCCUAUUACAGCUACCGACACCGUGCAAUGAAGUGGUACCAUCGGAUGUUCCAUCAUAUCCGAGAGGUCGCACUUGUGAAUGCCUACAUCUUGCACAAAGAAAGUGGCAAUACAAUGCAGUCUGCUGGAUUCCGCGAGCUUGUGGUGAAGGGGCUACUGAGACGGAGGCAAAUUGAGCUCACUCCACCUCCCAGGCCAAUCAGCACACCGUUAGUGCCCGUGCGUCUCACUGGUCGACACUUUCUCGGACAACACGAGAAAUCGCGUCCGGACUGCAAAGUCUGUUCCACGCAGAAGCGCAGUCCAGAUGACGCACGAAGAGGGAGGAAGCAGACACCUUUCUUCUGCAAGACCUGUCCAGACCACCCUGCACUGUGCCCCACUGACUGCUUUGAGAUGUACCAUACAAAGCUUGUGUACAAACACUGAAUCUUCCAUCUCAGGCAUCCACCACUACCAGCCUAGGUCGUCUAGGAGCACUUUCAAUCAGUUAAAUCAGCCUUCUUUCAAUCAGUUCAAAGGAUCAGUUCUUUCAAUCAGCUCAAAUGAUCAGUUCUUUCAAUCAGUUCAAAUGAUUAGUUAUUCCAAACAGUU
Messenger RNA from Alosa alosa (allis shad), 1173 nucleotides. Its product is annotated as piggyBac transposable element-derived protein 4-like. Bases 1 to 1008 code for a protein of 335 amino acids. The record is from RefSeq and is a predicted model, not a curated record. Lineage: Eukaryota; Metazoa; Chordata; Actinopteri; Clupeiformes; Clupeidae. The transcript has 3 exons.